AUGGCUUCCCAGGCUAGGAAAUGGCCCUCGAGAGAAGGCUUCACGGCAGACGUACUGGGCCACUGGGUUCAACGCAUCGCACUCGACCCCUGGAAGAUAGUGCCUCUGCUUGCACUGGCACACUACACCACCAAAGGGCGCGAACUGACCGACUCACGCCCUCACCUCCUGAAGGCACUUAGAGCCUUCGCAUCAUUGGCGGUCCUAAACCGACUCUCCAGCUGGCUCGAGCGCCGCGCAAUCAACAACGGCGUCGCAGACCACUAUGACUGGAACAAAGAAGUCGUCGUCCUAACAGGCGGCAGCAACGGAAUCGGCCGCCGCAUCGCCCAGCUCCUAGGCGACCGCGACAUCAAAGUCGCCAUCCUCGACAUCUCCCCGCCAACAGACGACCUCCCCAACACAGUCCGCUUCUACCAAUGCGACAUCACCUCACCCGAGAAAAUCAGCGAGGCAGCCGCGAAGAUCCGCGCCUCCUUCGGCCGUCCGACAAUCCUCAUCAACAAUGCCGGCCUGCUCAUGGCCCGCACCAUCCUCGAUUCACCCGCCGACCAGACUAGACGCAUGUUCGAAGUGAAUACCUUCUCGCAUUACUACCUGGCGCAGGAGUUCUUGCCUGAUAUCAUCGCUGGGAACCAUGGGAUGGUCGUGACGGUCGCGUCGCAGGCUGGGUAUGUUGUUGCGCCUAGUUUGGUCGAUUACUCUGCUACCAAGGCGGCUGCUCUUGCUUUUCAUGAGGGGUUGGCGGCGGAGUUGGUUACGCGGUACCAGGCUCCUCGUGUGCGUACGGUGCUUGUUACGCAGAGCUUCACGCGUACGACGCUGAUUAAUGUGUUGACUCCUGAGGAUACCUUUUUCAAUCCGCUCCUUCAUGCCGACACUGUCGCUGAGGGGUUGGUUAAGCAGGUUUUGACGGGUGAGAGUGGUCAUGUAAACUUGCCUGGCUCGACUGGACAUAUUGGCGCGCGGCUUCGGGGUUAUCCGCUUUGGUUCCAGCAUUUGGUGCGGUGCAGGACUGAGCGGUUGACGCGAGGUGUUUGA
Molecule: messenger RNA, 1041 nt
Organism: Penicillium verhagenii
Lineage: Eukaryota; Fungi; Ascomycota; Eurotiomycetes; Eurotiales; Aspergillaceae
Product: short chain dehydrogenase/reductase family protein
Exons: 2
Coding region: 1-1041 (346 amino acids)
Molecular function (GO): oxidoreductase activity, acting on the CH-OH group of donors, NAD or NADP as acceptor
Source: RefSeq, a predicted model, not a curated record